AUUUCUGUUAGACGUGGGGCCAAAUAUUCAGUUUUGUCUCGAGGAGCAGGUCCUAUUCUUAACUAUUUUCUAAUCACAUCCGCGGUCCAAGAUUCUGUUCCCGGGUCUUCAGCACCAGAUGAGAACCUUGUCCCAGGGCUGGUUAGUAGCAGGUUGUGCAAAAUGAGUUGAUGUCGUUACCUGUCUCAUGGAGGUCCACAUGUGAUUGCCGUAUUUCCCAUGGACACUGGAAGGCAUCAGCGGCCCGGUGUUGGGAAAACGGGGAGCGGAGAAGGAGAUGGAGGUGGGAGGGGCCUGGCAUGGCUGACGUCACCGGCUGUGUGGAGGAGUAUAGGCUGUGCUGUCAGCCCAGUGUCAGUCUGAUGAAGAUUGGCAUGCAGGCUUUGUGUGGAGAGUUGGAUCCUGGGCAACGGAGCAGACGACAACACUGAAAGCUGCUGUGUUGCUGUGGGCAAGCUAACUUCUCAAUGUGAAGCUAUCCCAUGAUGCAACAUGUGUCCCCAGCACCUGCAGUGACAAUGAUGGCCACCCAGAGUGUUCCUCCACCAUCGUACCAGGAGAGCCAACAGAUGACGGGUACCACUCAGCAGAACACUAAGACCCCACAGGUCCAUAUCCCAGCAGCCACCGCAACAGGAAAUACCUCUGUCAGUGUGACCCUUGACCCUCAGGCCCAGCUUGAGUCUGACAAAAGAGCCGUUUACAGACAUCCGUUGUUCCCCCUGCUGGCAUUGUUGUUUGAGAAAUGUGAGCAGGCCACACAGGGAUCUGAAUGCAUCACGUCAGCCAGCUUUGAUGUGGACAUAGAAAACUUUGUGCACCAGCAGGAACGAGAACAUAAGCCCUUCUUCAGUGAAGAUCCAGAGCUGGACAACUUGAUGGUAAAGGCCAUCCAGGUGUUGAGGAUCCACCUACUGGAAUUAGAGAAGGUCAAUGAGCUCUGUAAGGAUUUCUGCAACCGUUACAUCACCUGCCUGAAGACCAAGAUGCACAGUGACAACCUACUCCGUAAUGACCUGGGAGGACCCUAUUCUCCAUCACACACCAGUCUCAGCAUGCAGCAGGAACUAAUUCAGACCUCCUCUCCAUCCAUGACCUCUGUCUCCAGCUCUGUUAACCCUUCAGGGAUUGUGGUGCCUGCCGGGGGUCUGCAACAGAGCAAUGUCGCCAUGACUACCAUCAACUCUCAAGUGGUAUCGGGUGGGACCCUGUACCAGCCGGUUACCAUGGUGACAUCACAAGGACAAGUGUUAACGCAGGCGCUGCCGCCAGGAACCAUCCAGAUCCAGAAUUCGCAGGUAAACGUGGACCUGUCAUCUCUGUUGGACAGUGAAGACAAGAAGUCCAAGAAUAAGAGGGGCGUUCUGCCCAAACACGCCACCAACAUCAUGCGGUCCUGGCUGUUUCAGCAUCUCAUGCACCCGUACCCAACAGAAGAUGAGAAAAGGCAGAUUGCUGCACAAACAAGUCUAACCCUUUUGCAAGUGAACAACUGGUUUAUCAACGCUCGUCGGCGUAUCCUCCAGCCGAUGCUGGAUGCCAGUAACCCAGACCCAGCUCCUAAAGCGAAGAAGAUGAAGUCCCAGCACCGUCCCACACAGCGUUUCUGGCCUGACUCCAUCGUGGCUGGAGUUCUGCAGACGCACAGAUCUCAAACAGGAAACAACUCAGACAACCCGCUGAGCAUGGACAGCCUCCAGUCACUGUCCUCAGACUCAGCCACCCUGGCCAUGCAGCAAGCCAUGCUGGGUGCCGAUGACUCCAUGGACGGCACCGAAGAGGACGAGGAAGAGGAGGAGGAGGAAGAAGAGGAGGAAGGAAUGGAGGAGGAGGAAGAGGAGGAGGACGUGGAUGAGGAAAACGACAGGGGGAGGCAAAGGAGAGAUCUGAGCAUGGAGCACAGAGAGGAACUGGAGCUAUAUGCUGUAUAUACAUUUGGAUCUCCAUCAGUGUUCAAAAUGUCCAUCGCCCAGGCGGCGGCCAAGGCCAUGCUAUCUGAUGCCCUGCUGCAGGACGGCCCCGGGAUAAACCGGAUCAACCACCUGGAGCUGGAGCUUCCUCUGGACAAGGUCAUCAAAUUUGUGUCUGUCGGGCUUCCACUGCUGCUGGUGUGCAUGGCGUUUGCCCGCGAGAUCUCCCUGGGGCCUCAGAUCAGCUGUUUCCCUCCCAGCAAUUUCACUAUUAAGCAGGCCAGCUACGUUGACACAUACUGCUGGGACUCUCUCAUGCAUCACGAAUUUGACAGCGAUGGGAACUUUGAGGAGCGCUCUCUCUGGGUUCACAAAAUGUUCCCUUACUCUCUCCUGGCCAUGGCGGUGCUGAUGUACCUGCCAGCUCUGAUCUGGCGCCAGCUCGUGAUGCCCUCACUGGGCUCAGACCUGCUCUUCGUAAUCGACGAACUAGAUAAGUCAUACAACCGCUCGAUCCGACUGGCCCAGAGCAUUCUCGAUAUGCGCCAGACCACUAAGAACCCGCUCACAUUUCAGGCUGAGCUGCAGAGGGCAAAGAAGAAGCGAUACUUUGAGUACCCUCUGCUGGAGCGAUACAUGCAGUGCAAACAGAACUCCUACUUCCUUGUUAGCAUGCUUUUCUUACGUGGCUUCCUCCUCCUGACCUUCAUGACCGCUGCCUGUCUCUACCUGGCCUACUUCCACCUCUCGGCCUUCCUGCAGGAUGAGUUCAGCUGCUUUGUCCGCACCGGCAUGCUGCGCGAUCAGAACUGGGUUCCUGAGCUGGUUCAGUGUAAAAUGAUUGGUCAGUUGGUGUUUCAGGUGAUAAGCGUGGCCAACGGCGCAAUCUACGUCCUGUUGGCCCCCAUUGUUCUUUUCAGCCUGAUUCGGCUCUUUGUUUGGGACACCACCUUCAUCUCCGUCUAUGAUGUCCUCCCAGCUCUGGAUCUCCUCAACCGCCGCAGGCUCGGCUGCCCGCUAAAUGACCUCAAUGUCCUUCUGCUGUUCUUGCGUGCCAACGUAGCGCACUUAAAGUCCUACGGAAACGUGAGGGCGUUGUGCUCGCUGGCGCCGCCACAGGUAGGCAACACCACUGCAGGGCAAGGCUUAAACGCAAUGCUGACCCAAGAAGAGAUGGAGGAGCGGGAAGAGGCUGCGAUGGAGCUGGCGGAGGAGGUGGAGGAGGCCAAGGAGGAAGGGAAGCUCAACUUAGUGGAUAUCAUGACCAUUCUGGGAGCAGCACAGGGAAGAGUGGUGAACUGCAGUGAGAAGAGGCCUCUGGUGGAGCAGAAUAUGAGUCUGGGUACCGUAACACUUAUCUACACACUUAAACGCUUUCUACUAGUGGCUAUUUUUGUCUACAUCAUUUGGGAUGUACAGAAAAUUAUUAAGUGACCUCCAGACUAAAGAUAAAGGAUAAUGAAUACAAAGUGCUUUAAAUAUAACUGAACAGAAUCAUUUCAUAUUCAAGUGGACCUGAGGAAGCAGUUUGAGAAACUGUAAGCAGUAAAUCCAAAUAAAAGAGUUUGGUAAAAUUGUUUCUUUGUAUUGUUUCUGACUUGUCUUAUUUUUGUUGUUUCUUUUUGAAAUCAAACUGAAUCACCUAUAUUUCUAAAAGAGUCUUUUCAAAUCACUGGCUAAUGUGGAAGAGAUAGAUUUGUGGUACUUCCAAGCCCUAACUAACCUCUCUGUCUCUUCACAGAGCCAAACCACCAGGGGUACCAUGAGUUGAAGGAGACAGCACCCUUUAGUCAUUACUAGGCCUCCUAUGGACUGAAUCAGAGUGAUAACAAUGGGGGGGUUGGGACAUUCUCUACAGUAGAAUUUGAAGAGUGCUGUACCCACAAAGACUGUGGACGCCAAUCAUGGGUUUCUGCGGUCUGAAGGAAAAAAAAAAAAAAAAGCCUCUUUUAGAAUUACAGGGAAAAUUGUUCUGGCUGGAAAUGUCAAUGGAUUUGUCAAUUUUCAGCAGCCGUGCAUCUGUAGCUGCCACAGACUUUCCUUCUGUCUCUUAGUCUGGUCCCAUUUAUUUUCAGGAAACCAGAGGUGGAAGCUUGCAAGUGAAAGUGGCUGUUGUAAUCAUGUUUACUAACAACUAUAUGUCGACAUGACUGUGUGCAUUUGUGAGAAAUAGGAGUUUUGAUACAGUACGCAGUAUACUGUAUACUGUAUACAUUUUUUGAGAGACAGAAAAACAUUUUAGUGGCAGUUAUGGAUUCCUCUCUGUAACUUAUAUUUGAUGAACUUAAUAAGAGGUCACAUUACUGAAUAUUAUAAUUUAUGUACUCUCUUUCCUUUUUCCACCUUAUAUUGGUAUUUACUUUAUCAGCAAAUAAAAUGAAAUUUGUCUGUGUGUGAAUUAUGAUACGUGUUUUCUAUGUAAUUAUAAAUAAAUAAACGUGGUGUA
Molecule: messenger RNA, 4356 nt
Organism: Seriola aureovittata
Lineage: Eukaryota; Metazoa; Chordata; Actinopteri; Carangiformes; Carangidae
Product: homeobox protein PKNOX2-like
Exons: 19
Coding region: 483-3344 (953 amino acids)
Biological process (GO): monoatomic cation transport; regulation of transcription by RNA polymerase II; positive regulation of interleukin-1 production
Molecular function (GO): DNA-binding transcription factor activity, RNA polymerase II-specific; RNA polymerase II cis-regulatory region sequence-specific DNA binding; channel activity
Source: RefSeq, a predicted model, not a curated record